Molecule: messenger RNA, 5346 nt
Organism: Anopheles stephensi (Asian malaria mosquito)
Lineage: Eukaryota; Metazoa; Arthropoda; Insecta; Diptera; Culicidae
Product: AP-3 complex subunit delta-like
Exons: 10
Coding region: 863-4129 (1088 amino acids)
Biological process (GO): anterograde synaptic vesicle transport; synaptic vesicle budding from endosome; Golgi to vacuole transport
Cellular component (GO): presynaptic endosome; membrane coat; terminal bouton
Source: RefSeq, a predicted model, not a curated record
ACAGAUCAUCAUUUUUCCUUCAUUCACCGCUCACCGCGCUGCCUUCCUUCGGGGAAUUGUUCUAUCCCGUAUGUUUAUCGGUUUACCGAAGAAAAAAAGGUAGACUGGCUAUUGGUAAAUCCCAUCGAAACUCAUUCGGCACGGCAAUUGCGUCCUUAGAUUUUGUUAUUUCGCCCAUUAAGACGUGUUGCGACACUUUUUCACACCGUGCAGAAACAGUGACCUGGCAAGAUUUCUUUGUUUUUUUUUUUUGGUUUAAGUUGUGCUCUACAACAGAUAAAACGCUGAGGUGCAUCGCAUAUCGUGCCCACGUAGGCCAAAUUAUCUUCUCUUUAUUUGUCUGUUACUGUGUGUGUGUGUGUGUGUGUGUGUGUGUGUGUGUGGGUGUGUGUGUGUGUGGGUGUGUGUGUGUGUGUUUGUGUGUGUGUGUGUGUGUGUGUGUGUGUGUGUGUGUGUGUGUGGGGUGAAAUCUGUUCCAGCGAGAAAGUUGUUGGAGUGUGUCGGGGGUAGUUAGGCUAGGUAAACGAAGAGAUGCGAAGUUACGCUAGGUGACCGGGCGGAUUGUGUGAGCUGGCACCUUAGCAUCAAAAAACGCUGACAGCGACUCCCCCCACACGGUCCUCUUGUGGGCCAAUGUCAAUCGCACCCCAGCAGGGGGUACUCAGAAAGCAGGGCAACCCUUGCAAUCCCGUCCGAAAAGCAAACCAAUCAACCGGCACAACUGUCUGUCGCACAGGAGCCUUUCCCACGCACGAAUCGAUCAACGGGUACAGUCGUACACGCACGCUACCGUACCCGAAGGAGGCCACAAUCAGACUGAUCCUUGCUUCUUUUACUCCGCAUCCGAAAAGACACAGCCAAAAUGGCGCUGAAGAUGGUAAAAGGCAACCUCGAACGGAUGUUUGACAAAAACCUUACCGAUCUGGUUCGGGGCAUACGCAACAACAAAGAUAACGAGGCCAAGUAUAUUGCACAGUGCAUUGAGGAGAUCAAGCAGGAGCUGCGGCAGGAUAACGUGAACGUAAAGAGCAAUGCGGUGGCAAAGCUAACCUACCUGCAGAUGUGCGGUUACGACAUCUCGUGGGCUGGCUUUAACAUAAUCGAGGUGAUGAGCUCGAAUCGGUUCACCUGCAAGCGAAUUGGCUACCUUGCCGCUAGCCAGUGCUUCCAUCCGGACAGCGAAUUGCUCAUGCUGACGACGAACAUGAUCCGGAAGGAUCUGAGUUCCACCAAUCAGUACGAUGCAGGCGUUGCCCUUUCCGGUCUAAGUUGCUUCAUCUCGACCGAUCUGUCGCGGGAUCUCGCCAACGACAUCAUGACGCUGAUGAGCUCCACCAAACCGUAUCUGCGCAUGAAGGCGGUACUGAUGAUGUACAAAGUGUUCCUCCGGUACCCUGAAGCGCUACGGCCUGCCUUUCCCAAGCUGAAGGAAAAACUUGAAGAUCCAGACCCGAGCGUUCAGUCCGCGGCCGUCAACGUUAUUUGUGAAUUGGCUCGGAAAAAUCCGAAGAACUAUCUAUCCCUGGCGCCCAUCUUCUUCAAGCUAAUGACCACUUCGACCAACAACUGGAUGUUAAUCAAAAUUAUUAAACUGUUCGGUGCUUUAACUCCGCUAGAACCCAGAUUAGGCAAAAAGCUAAUUGAACCGUUGACCAAUUUAAUCCAUAGCACGUCGGCGAUGAGUCUAUUGUACGAAUGCAUCAAUACCGUGAUCGCGGUAUUGAUAAGUAUCAGCAGCGGCAUGCCGAACCAUAGCGCUUCCAUACAGUUGUGUGUCCAGAAGCUCCGCAUCCUAAUUGAGGACUCGGAUCAGAAUCUAAAAUAUCUCGGCCUGCUCGCAAUGUCCAAGAUCUUGAAAACACAUCCAAAGAGUGUUCAGACGCACAAGGAUCUGAUAUUGGCGUGUUUGGACGACAAGGACGAAUCGAUCCGACUGCGUGCGCUUGAUUUGCUGUACGGUAUGGUGUCGAAGAAGAACUUGAUGGAAAUUGUACGCCGACUGCUCGGACACAUGGAGCGCGCCGAAGGGUCAUCCUAUCGUGACGAGCUGCUGUACAAGGUGAUCGAAAUUUGUUCGCAGGGUUCGUACCAGUACGUCACCAACUUUGAAUGGUACCUAACCGUGCUGGUAGAGUUGAUUUUGCUCGAGUCAGGCUCGCGGCACGGCCGCUUAAUUGCUGCUCAACUGCUGGACGUGGCGAUACGAGUUCAGGCUGUGCGUACAUUCGCAGUAAAUGAAAUGGCAACGUUGCUAGACACGUACCCUGUUACGGCAGCACCGAACGGUACAAUGCAGGAAGUACUGUAUGCGGCAGCCUGGAUCGUAGGCGAGUUUGCAACCCAUCUGGAAGGACCGGAGCGUACGUUGAGCGUAUUAUUACAACCAAAGCCCGUUGCUGGUCACAUUCAAGCGGUAUACGUACAGAACGCGUUAAAAUUGUUUGCUCAUCUGGUUGAUGAAGCUGUACGAAACCGGGAUGCAGCCGCCAUCGACCGGUACUGCCAAAAGUUGCACGAAGGUCUACGCAGCUACCUCAGCUCGGCCGACAUCGAGGUGCAGGAGCGUGCCAGUUCUGUGUUCUUUUUGGUUGCGCUACUCCGUGAAUCUCUUGGUGCGGCUGAACAGACCGUAUCGCUAAGUGGUUUGCUGGAAAUAACGUCCGAUACACGAACGGGGGCUCCCGUAGAAGUGGGAGAUGAACAUAUCUCGAACUCGAUGACGAAUGAUACCUCAGGCUACACCUGUGCCGCAUGGGACGAGAUUGAGCAGAUUGCCACAGAUCUGCAGGGGUUAUUUGUCAGCGAGCUGAAUCCGGUUGCACCAAAAGCCCAACGCAAGGUGCAACUGCCAGACGAUCUGGAUCUGGACGAGUGGAUCAACCAGCCGCCCCCAUCGGCGGAUGCAAGUAGCGCAGACGGAGGUUCGAGUGACGAAGACUCGAAAUUCCCACUAUUUCUCACGGACAGCGCAGGUCGGAGUGGAGCUGGUGGUGAACGUGAAACGAAUGACGGUGGUGGUGGAUCACGCUCCUAUAAGCGCAUAGAAUACACACAGGAAGAGCUUGACAAGAUGAGACAAACACGACUCCUGGAGCAAACAAACAAUCCAAACUAUCUUAAGCCGGCCAAAAAGAAGGCACCAUCCGCUGACUGUCAGCAGCAGCACGAUGGUUACGACGAUAUACCGAUCGCUGAAAUUGCUCUUGAGGUGCCUCUUCAAAUACAUUCCACAAAACGUUCAGACAAGUAUCUCAUGGAUGCUGACCGAUCAACGCGUGUAUUCGUUGGAAAGGGAGGUGGAUCAUCGCGAAAGAGCAAGGGCGAAAAAUGUGCCUCGAGCAAGAAAUCAAAGCGGCAUGGCAAGAAGACUAAACGCUGUUCAGACGAGUCCGAUUCGGAAAGCGAUGACCCCAAACCACUGCACGUCGUAAACACGGUCAUCGAGCUACCGGAAGGUGCAAUACUGUCCGACACAGAGGACAAGAACAAUGCUGACCCGAACGAUCCACAUCGGGCGCUCGAUAUUGAUUUGGAUGCCCCAUUUGACGAUGACUAUCCAGCGGAUAUGAAACGAAAAUCGGCCAACGCCAUCCAACACCACAGCAUGAUGCUUUUACGGGACGGGGAGGUCGGUACCAACGCCAAAGCCAUCACCCGAACUGACCCGAUUGGUCCUAGUAAGGAACAAUACCUUCUGCGGCACGGCAGCCGUUCUUCAUCAAAGCACGCCAAUCCAACCAUAGAUACCAGUAUCGUUCUACAAAAUCACACACAAGAAAAACAAAAGAAGAAGAAAAAAUCAUCCGACAAGGAGCAAUCAUCUUCAGCGGCAAUAAAAAAGACACCCAACGCUAAUGAAGACACAAUGAUGCUGAUGAUCGACGAAGAACCGUGCAAAACGGAACAGACCAAGGGUGCAAAAGGACGAACGAAAAAGGAGGACAAGGAUGGGGCGGUCGCCAACGAGGAGCUGGAGGAAACUAAGAGCAAGAAGAAAAAGCACAGUAAAAAGUCAUCGAAACAUCAUCAUCAUAGCAAGCGGAACGAAGAUCGACAAAAGGCAGGAUAUGAAGAGAUGCCGGCGCAAGCAGCGGUCGGAAACGAGGCCGGUAGAAAGGAUGCAAUUUAAUAUUUGCCUUUACGUUCAACCACUGCUAGGUGUGACAGUUAGCGGUUAUGUGUUACGAUAGGCAGGGAGUCACUGAUUGGACGAACAAACCCGAAUGUAACGUGUCGCAGUUCUGUUCUUUUACAGAUGUUUCGUUUACCCAGUGUGUAUUUUGUUUCCAUUGUUAAGACACGCUUAAGUAAACACUCUCACAUACAUAUACACAAACACACAGAAAAAGCAAAAAACAUUCGUUUUUGUAUCGUAUGUUGAAUCUAUAUGAAUGAGCCACUGAGGAACAAAUCCGUUGUGAAUUAGCAAAAAAAAAACACAACGAAGGAAAAUGAUCAAAUAUUUGAUGUCUAUUAUUGAGCGUUGUGGCAAGACGAAAUAAAACAGAAUUUAGCAUUGUCCAAGCGAAGCAAGGCAAGGAAGAAAGAACGCUGCGUGUAUAACUCUUCAGAACGUUCCUCUAAGGACGCGUCCUCUCCUGCUCCCAGUUAGUAAUGUGGUAGUGUGUCUCGAUUUGUCUCAUAAUUAAUAAUUAAUUAAUAAUUAUUAUCAUUAUUGCCAUUUUGAGAUCUGUAUUACUAUAAACAUAAACGGUUACUCCUUCCAGCGCUAUUCCUUUCGAAUUUUGUUUUGUUUUCGUUGCGGCCUUUUACACAAUGAAAAAUGAAUUGUACGUGAAUAAACGCAUUAGCUCGUAUUUAGGAAUGAGCAUGGAUGAGACUGUGUUAGUGAAAAUAAUGUAACACGCGACACGAUCUCGAUCGCGUCGUGAUCUCUUGUUUUACACCUACCAAACGGUUGGUUGUCGAAGGUUUUCCUCUUAUUCCAUCGCACCCACAAACCUACCUUUUCCUAGAGUUUAACGUUUUCUACGGUAUAUAAAUAGUUGCGCCGUAUGAAAUAAGCGCCAAGGAAGAAACGCAACUUAAAGUAAUGUACUAAAUGCUUCGCCUUAACUAUCCUAACAUCAUUUUACACAAGCGUUCCACAACCCUUUAAAAGGAAAGUAUAGACAGAUGGCCGGAGAAAAGCUUUCACUAUCGAAAUAACGAAAAGGAAGAGAUGUUAUUGAAAGAUUAUUAUUAUUAUACAAACAAAACAAACAAAUGCAAAACAAACGUCUAAACAUAGUCGGGAGGAAAUUUAAACUUCUUUCCAGUAUUUUUUUCACAAUUUCAAAAUUCUUUAAGUUCUUUUCUGUUUCAAACAAUAAAAAGCUAAACAUA